AAUCACUGUUGCUCAGCGCUGUUGAACUUGUUCAGACUUGUUCGCCCUCAGAUUGGCCUUGUUCUCGCCGUCGUGUCGACUUUUACUUUCACAUUGGAACUCUGUCAAACCCUCGAUUCAUCAAUUUUGCAAUGGCUCGCGGCGCCGCAACACCUCAGCCCGCCCCAGAUUCUCCUCGCGCGUCGUCGGAAUCCCCGCCUCCGGCUGGCGUUCAAGGCGACCUCGAGCUGGAGCUGCUCGGGCUCGCAAAUGCCCUCUAUAACCUUGGUACUACUGUGGUCAAUGACCUCACCAAAGAGAAGGACAGACCUGGUGGCGGCGGCAAGCAGGUCGGGAUGAGAGUCAACGAGGUGAUUAACCACCUUGCGACCAUCGACGACAUGUCGCAGCAUGUGCACACCAUGAUACCAAUGCAAGUCCUGGCGGACAUCGACAGCGCGCGAAACCCGCUGCAGCUGACGAAGGAGCGACUCGAGCGUGCGGCGACCGAGAACCAAUUCAUGAAUGGGAAAAUUCAAGCAAUUGAUUCUUACCGCACGCACUUGGACGAAGUGCUCACGCAAACGUUCCCCGAGCUCACGCAGUACCUGUCCACGUCAGGUCCGAUAGAAUCGCCCCACCUGAACAUGAACUUUCCUCCGGUUGAAGAUCCUGAUCAGAAACCCUUGAACGGCAUUCAUAGCGGAUGAAUGGCGUCCAGGGUACCACAGGGUGUGUUCCAUGUCCUGUUGUUAUUAUGAUGUGCUAAUCGUGUGAGCUUUUCGUAAGACAGAUGUUUCAGCCA
Messenger RNA from Fomitopsis serialis, 784 nucleotides. Its product is annotated as transcription factor subunit Med10 of mediator complex-domain-containing protein. Gene Ontology annotation, biological process: regulation of transcription by RNA polymerase II. Bases 132 to 689 code for a protein of 185 amino acids. The record is from RefSeq and is a predicted model, not a curated record. Gene Ontology annotation, cellular component: mediator complex. NCBI's taxonomy places the organism in Eukaryota, Fungi, Basidiomycota, Agaricomycetes, Polyporales, Fomitopsidaceae. Gene Ontology annotation, molecular function: transcription coregulator activity. The transcript is spliced from 3 exons.